AUGGCGAAUAAGGCCACCGAGCUGGAGGCCACCGAGCAGGAGGCCGCGCCGUCGCAGCCCCAGCAGGACUACCAGUACCAGCAGUACCAGGAGCAGCAGCAGGCCCAGGAGGCGCGCCACUUCAGCAGGCUGGCCGACGACAACUACGAGGACGAGCAGGACAUCGUGUACGACUUCUCGUACGAGGUGAAGGACCCCAACACGGGCAACGACUUCGGGCACCGCCAGAGCCGGUCCGGGGGCCAGACGCAGGGCCAGUACCGCGUGCUGCUGCCUGACGGGCGCAUGCAGGUGGUGGACUACGUGUCGGACCGCGACGGCUUUCGGCCCAACAUCCGCUACGAGGACGUCGGCGUGCCCGUGUUCGCCGGCACCGAGAACCACGAGCAGUUCGCGGACGGCACCAACCACUUCGAGCAGGAGCACGGGCCGGGCUCGGGCAGCGCAUCCGCGCCACUGGCAGAGGGCUCGGCGCAGGGCCCCAGCCCCGACGAGGUGCGGCGGCGGCGGAGGAGGAGGGCCGUGGCACCUCUCGCUGCCCCCAGACCCCACGCCCAGCCCCACGGCCAGCACGCCGGCAAGCAGCGCCAACGAUGAGCAGCAACAACCACCCCACCGACCAUAGGACCACCAAACGGCAAUGCGCGGGCAA
Messenger RNA from Thrips palmi, 652 nucleotides. Its product is annotated as pro-resilin-like. The record is from RefSeq and is a predicted model, not a curated record. The coding region runs from base 1 to 597 and encodes 198 amino acids. NCBI's taxonomy places the organism in Eukaryota, Metazoa, Arthropoda, Insecta, Thysanoptera, Thripidae. The transcript is spliced from 3 exons. Gene Ontology annotation, cellular component: extracellular matrix.